UUUCUGGUAUCUGCAGAGUUCACAAGGCAAGGCAACCAACUAGCUACGACAAAGAAUAAAAAAGAAAAAGAAAAAGUCGGAUUUGAGAAGAAGCUUUAUAUAUUAAGUCUCCUCUGGGAAGGCAGAAGCAGAAGUGGAAUCGAGAAAUGUACGUGAGAGCAGUGCCAACGACGGAUCUGAAUAGGAACACGGAGUGGUUCACGUACCCAGGAGUCUGGAGCACUUACAUUUUGAUUCUAUUCUUCUCAUGGCUCAUUGUUCUUUCUCUCUUUCAUUGUACCCCUGGCAUGGCUUGGACCAUCGUUCACCUCUCUCAUUUUCUUGUUACUUAUCACUUUUUCCAUUGGAAGAAAGGAACACCAUUUGCUGAUGACCAGGGCAUUUACAAUGGGUUGACAUGGUGGGAGCAGAUAGACAAUGGCAAGCAACUCACUCGCAACAGAAAGUUUUUGACUGUUGUACCUGUUGUGCUGUAUUUGAUAGCUUCACACACAACAGACUAUCAGAAUCCGAUGCUUUUCUUCAAUACCCUAGCCGUCUUUGUACUGGUGGUUGCAAAGUUUCCAAACAUGCACAAGGUCCGUAUAUUUGGGAUCAAUGCUGAUCACUGAACUGCUGAGAAAGAAUUUCAUGUUUCUUCAAUUUAGUUACUAGG
This is a messenger RNA of Pistacia vera, 655 nucleotides long. RefSeq names its product ORM1-like protein 2. The transcript has 3 exons. Lineage: Eukaryota; Viridiplantae; Streptophyta; Magnoliopsida; Sapindales; Anacardiaceae. Gene Ontology annotation, biological process: ceramide metabolic process; intracellular sphingolipid homeostasis; negative regulation of ceramide biosynthetic process. Gene Ontology annotation, cellular component: endoplasmic reticulum membrane. The record is from RefSeq and is a predicted model, not a curated record. The coding region runs from base 147 to 611 and encodes 154 amino acids.